AUGACAAAGGAGCAACCUCCGCUGAGAGAGGAGCCAUGGACACCUCUGCGAAACAGAAUGGAGUCAAAAACAAGAAUGAAACUCACAAGGUGUGGCAAGAUUACCUUGGGUAUCUUAAUGAUGGUGAUUGCUACAGUAGCUGUUGGACUCAUUGUCUACUUUGUUGCAUAUGGAAAGACACCUUUCUACUAUCAUGUGAGCUUUAAAAUCAACAACAUCGACUAUGACAGCAAGUUUAAAAAACCAUACUCAGAAGAAUAUAUGAGCCUAAAUAAAAAAAUAGUAUCUGCGAUGAAUGAAACAUUUCAUGGAUCUGAAUUGCGAAGACAGUAUGUCAAAUCUCAUACUGUUCAAGUAAGCCGAUCCAAAGGGAAGGUGUUAAUACAUGCUGUGCUGAAGUUUGAAUCUUUUUAUAAAAAUAAUGCAGCGAAAUAUUGGGAUAAGGUUGAAAGCAUUUUAUAUCAAAAGCUAAAGGGUAAAAUUGGGUCUUUACUUAUAGAUUUUUCUACAUUUAGAUUUUCAGGUUGUGGAAGACGCACAAUAACUCCCACUGGCAACAAAAUUGCAGGGGGCCUGGAUGCUGAGGAAGGAGAAUGGCCAUGGCAAGCCAGCCUUCAACAGAAUCAUGUCCACCGAUGCGGAGCCACUCUGAUUAGUAAUAACUGGCUUGUCACUGCUGCUCACUGUUUCGUAAAUGCAAAUGAUCCCAAAGAUUGGAUUGUAAGUUUUGGGCUUCUCUUAAGUGACCCACAAAUAAAACGAACUGUCAAGGAGAUUAUAAUUCAUGAGAACUACCGGCACCCUGCACAUGACGACGACAUUGCUGUUGUGCGUCUCUCUUCACCAGUGCUGUAUGCAAGCAACAUUCGAAGAGCCUGUCUUCCAGAAGCUAAUUACAGGUUCCCACCCAAUACUAAAGUCGUGGUCACAGGAUGGGGAACAUUAAAGUCUGAUGGGGCAAGUCCUAAUGUACUCCAAAAAGGAUUGGUGAAGAUUAUAGAUACUAAAAUAUGUAACAGUGCAAAGGCAUAUGGCGGAGUCAUCACACCUGGAAUGCUGUGUGCAGGGUUCCUAAAGGGCAGUGUGGAUGCCUGCCAGGGUGACUCUGGUGGACCACUAGUUAGUGAAGAUUCUAAAGGCCUGUGGUUUCUUGCUGGUAUUGUAAGCUGGGGAGAUGAAUGUGCUCUUCCAAACAAGCCUGGCAUCUACACCCGAGUGACCUACUACCGGGACUGGAUCAUGUCCAAAACUGGCCUGUAA
Molecule: messenger RNA, 1260 nt
Organism: Ochotona curzoniae (black-lipped pika)
Lineage: Eukaryota; Metazoa; Chordata; Mammalia; Lagomorpha; Ochotonidae
Product: transmembrane protease serine 11C-like
Exons: 9
Coding region: 1-1260 (419 amino acids)
Biological process (GO): proteolysis
Cellular component (GO): extracellular region; plasma membrane
Molecular function (GO): serine-type endopeptidase activity
Source: RefSeq, a predicted model, not a curated record